CCCAACCCCUCCAAGAGGCGGGACUUUUAGCAGCUGGGUCAGGGACCCAAGACACCUGCUGGACCACCUCACCUUCUCCACUGAAGCAGGGAAGUGGGAGCAUUGAGCUUGCAGGUUAACGCUGACCUCAAGCCGCUCCUCACCCAGACAGGAUGAGAGUGUCAGGUGUGCUUCGCCUCCUGGCCUUCAUCUUUGUCCUGGUCACCACGUGGAUCUUCAUUCGCAACUAUCUGAACUUCAGCAUGAAAACCAUACGUCUGCCACGCUGGCUGGCUGGCUCUGCCCGCGAGGAGACCGAAGUCGUAAAGACCAAGUGUGACCUCAGCAAGCCCUGCCCAGCCAACUUCUUCGCAUUCAAGAUCUGCAGCGGGGCCGCCAACGUCGUGGGCCCCUCUAUGUGCUUCGAAAACCAGAUGAUCAUGAGUCCCGUGAAAAACAACGUGGGCAGAGGCCUGAACAUCGCCCUUGUGAAUGGAACCACGGGAACGGUGAUGCAACAGAAAACCUUUGACAUGUACUCUGGAGAUGUUCAGGUCCUGGUGAAAUUCCUUAAAGAAAUUCCAGAGGGCACCCUGGUGCUGGUGGCCUCCUACGAUGACCCAGGGACCAAAAUGAAUAAAGAAAUCAGGCAGCUCUUCUCCAAUUUGGGGAGUUCCUACGCAAAUCAGCUGGGCUUCCGGGACAGCUGGGUCUUCUUAGGGGCCAAAGACCUCAAGAACAAAAGCCCCUUUGAGCAGUUCUUAAAGAACAACCCAGAAACGAACAAAUACGAGGGCUGGCCGGAGCUGCUGGAGCUGGAGGGCUGCGUGCCCCUGAAGACAGCUUAG
Molecule: messenger RNA, 827 nt
Organism: Propithecus coquereli (Coquerel's sifaka)
Lineage: Eukaryota; Metazoa; Chordata; Mammalia; Primates; Indriidae
Gene: FAM3D
Product: family with sequence similarity 3, member D
Exons: 10
Coding region: 153-827 (224 amino acids)
Source: RefSeq, a predicted model, not a curated record